CGAAGGCUCAAACGACAUCAAAGCAUAAAAUGAACUGUAAACCCUCUCGAGCGCGGACAAUCGUACACUCUUCCAUACGCAACGGAACCGCGCGUAUCGUCAUUCUCAGGGUCGCAACAACUCCCAUCCGUGGGUUCGUGAUUCGCAUUAAUAAGUGGCUGUGAUCUUGUGACGUGUCUUGUUUUUUCCGCACGAUCUAGUAAAACCGAUCGCGUGUGGGGCAUUUAAGUGAUUCACAUUCACCUGUAGUGAGGUUUUGGGACGUUCCCUGUGCUGCUGCUUUCCUAUCGUCAGUAAAGUUUUCUCUCCUAUCAGCAAUGUCGUGGUAUUAUGUGCCCAAGCCCACCGUAGUUCCGGCGGAAAACUUCAACCCAUCGGAGGAUGCUGCCGCCCUUCGCAAAGCGAUGAAGGGCUUCGGUACGGACGAGCAGGCCAUCAUCGACAUACUGUGCGCCCGGAGCAACUAUCAGCGGCAGCAGAUAGAGGCCGCCUUCAAGAACGAGCUGGGCCGGGACCUCGUGAAGGACCUGAAGUCCGAGCUGAGCGGCAAAUUCGAGGAUGUCAUCGUAGGUCUGAUGACACCGCCGGUCAACUACCUGUGCAAGCAGCUGUACAAAGCGAUGGACGGCAUCGGGACGGACGAGAAGGCGCUGAUCGAGAUACUGUGCUCGCAGGACAACGAUCAGAUGCACGAGAUUGCCCGCACGUACGAGACGAUGUACGAUCGACCGCUGGCCGAGCACGUGUGCACGGAAACGUCCGGCAGCUUCCGGCGGCUGCUAACCCUGAUUAUUACCGGCACGCGCCAGGACCCGUCGGAGCCGGCCGAUCCCGAUCUGGCCGUCGAGCAGGCGAAGCAGCUGUACGAUGCGGGCGAGGCCAAGCUCGGCACGGAUGAGUCGGUGUUUUACAAGAUUCUGGCCCACGCAUCCUUCUCCCAGCUGGAGCUGGUGUUCGAGGAGUACAAGAAGCUUACCGGGCGUACGAUCGAGCAGGCACUGAAGGCGGAGAUCAGCGGCGAUUUCUACGACGCCCUCAGCGCGAUCGUCGAGUGUGUUCAGAUGGCGCCCCACUUCUUUGCCAAGAAGCUGUUCAAAGCAAUGGACGGUCUCGGCACGGACGACAAAACGCUGAUCCGCAUCAUCGUCACCCGGGCGGAGAUCGAUCUGCAGAACAUUAAGGACGAGUUCGAGCAAAUGUACAACAAGACGCUGCUCAGUGCGGUCAAGAGCGAAACAUCCGGCGACUACAAGCGUGUGCUGUGUGCGCUGAUUGGAGGUGCAUAAUCAAACCUCGAACGGAACAACAACGCAUAAUCAUAAUCGUUAUCUCUAUUUUAAUGUUUCAUGUUGAGCCAUUUUAAUGUUAGCGUAAGUUUACACCAGAAUCCUCAGUAGUGACUUUACGAAGCGCAUCCAAUCUAUUUUGACUACUUUUACAAUGCUUUGCAAAACCAGAACCAGAACAGAGCGAAGAACGAUCACCAUGCAGAUGAUCAUGGAAUAGGAACACUUAAGUGCCAAUGUAUUAUUUUACGAUAAUACACACACUCACAUACAUUCUUUCUUACAUGACAAUGAAAAGCGUAUUAUAAUGUGUAGGUAUUGUAAAACUUGAACUCACUAAUUGAACUUUAAUUGUCUGACAAAUACAGUCUGAAUUCAGUGGUUGAAGAACUUCGAUGAUAUGCCAACUAUUAAAUUUGUGCUUUUUUGUUGGUACGUUUUUCCAUACGAAAAAUUAUGGAAAUGUUUCCAGAUAUUUUCGCGUAUUUUACUAAAAUCGGGCUUUCCAUACCAACGCGUGCUUUUUAGUUGAAUUGACGGCGAACUAUCGAAUCACCUAAAACGCAUUUCAACUGAAAAGCGUUCAAUUAUUCAAUUCUGACUGUGUUUAGUUAUUCAAGCUUUUUAGUUGGCUUUCUUAAAUAUAAAUUCCUGAUUUUAUUCUCAGAAGUAUAGAAUAAUAUUCUGAUUAAAAUGAGUUUUAUUUAAAAACGCGUCCUUUGUACUAGAUCUUCGUCGGUGGUUGUACUGUCAGCCAACUAAAAAGCGUUCAAUUACUGAGUUCCGACUGUAUUUGGUAUUUAUUAAUAAAAACAUAUUUUGACCACGGUAUUAUGUGCUGUGAAAACGGG
Messenger RNA from Anopheles gambiae (African malaria mosquito), 2137 nucleotides. Its product is annotated as annexin B10. Lineage: Eukaryota; Metazoa; Arthropoda; Insecta; Diptera; Culicidae. The coding region runs from base 318 to 1286 and encodes 322 amino acids. The transcript is spliced from 3 exons. The record is from RefSeq and is a predicted model, not a curated record. Gene Ontology annotation, molecular function: calcium ion binding; calcium-dependent phospholipid binding. Gene Ontology annotation, cellular component: cytoplasm.